AUGAUCCUAGUGUGGUACCUGAGCCUGAUGAUCCUAGUGUGGUACCCGAGCCUGAUGAUCCUAGUGUGGUACCUGAGCCUGAUGAUCCCAGUGUGGUACCUGAGCCUGAUGAUCCCAUUGUGGUGCCUGAGCCUGAUGAUCCCAGUGUGGUACCUGAGCCUGAUGAUCCCAGUGUGGUACCUGAGCCUGAUGAUCCCAGUGUGGUACCUGAGCCUGAUGAUCCUAGUGUGGUACCUGAGCCUGAUGAUCCUAGUGUGGUACCUGAGCCUGAUGGCCCUAAUGUGGUACCUGAGCCUGAUGAUCCCAGUGUGGUACCUGAGCCUGAUGAUCCUAGUGUGGUACCUGAGCCUGAUGGCCCUAAUGUGGUACCUGAGCCUGAUGAUCCCAGUGUGGUACCUGAGCCUGAUGAUCCCAGUGUGGUACCUGAGCCUGAUGAUCCUAGUGUGGUACCUGAGCCUGAUGAUCCCAGUGUGGUACCUGACCCUGAUGAUCCCAGUGUGGUACCUGAGCCUGAUGAUCCCAGUGUGGUACCUGAGCCUGAUGAUCCUAGUGUGGUACCUGAGCCUGAUGAUCCCAGUGUGGUACCUGAGCCUGAUGAUCCCAGUGUGGUACCUGAGCCUGAUGGCCCUAGUGUGGUACCUGAGCCUGAUGAUCCUAGUGUGGUACCUGAGCCUGAUGAUCCCAGUGUGGUACCUGAGCCUGAUGGCCCUAGUGUGUGUUCCUAGCGUAGUACCUGAGCCUGAUGGUCCCAGUGUGGUACCUGAGCCUGAUGAUCCCAGUGUGGUAUCUGAGCUUGAUGGCCCUAGUGUGUGUUCCUAG
This is a messenger RNA of Knipowitschia caucasica, 819 nucleotides long. NCBI's taxonomy places the organism in Eukaryota, Metazoa, Chordata, Actinopteri, Gobiiformes, Gobiidae. The record is from the annotation of a GenBank genome assembly.